Messenger RNA from Linum tenue, 2830 nucleotides. The record is from the annotation of a GenBank genome assembly. Lineage: Eukaryota; Viridiplantae; Streptophyta; Magnoliopsida; Malpighiales; Linaceae.
AAGGACUUGAAAGGUCCAAGUACCUGAGAAAGCUCAAGAAAUGAAGAACCUGGAUCAAGCAGCCGGUCAAUUCUUUCUCUUGGUAGCAGCUUAUUCCUGCUUCUGUUCCUCUUGACCGCCGAUUCUCCUCCUCCAGCCAAAACCUCCAAAAAUAAGCAAGACGCAGGGGGGAAAAGGAACCCAACCCACAUCAGAAUUCUCAGUUUCUCACACUACGAACAUCAGAAAAUUUCCCAUUUCUUACUUGGUUUAUGUUGGACUGGAGCUGGGAAAUGAGAGACUCCAUAGCCAUAGAGUUGCGGGAAAACGACUCGGAAGUCCUGUCCACCCCAUCGGGAAGAACCCCAAAGCUGAAACCUCUUGUGCAGCGCAGAAGAUGAAACGAGGUCGACUUGGAUGCUAAAGAAGCCGAAGCAAUUCUUCUCGCCACAAUCCUCAACAUAUCUCCCCUUCUCAACGUCUCCCUCGUUUUUCCUCCAAAAGUAGGGAUCUUGCAGUUUCUAUCCACUCUGUACUUCGUUCUUCUUCUUCCCUUCCCGACGGUAUUUAUUAUAUAUGUAUGUGCCUUUUCUCCGCUUCUUCUCUCUUUCUUCAAUCUUCAGUGAUCGGAUGCAGUAGGUGUCAUCCUCAUCUAAUCCAUUGCUGCGUUGGCCUGCUCUAUUGCCUAAUAAUCAUGUGUGUUUUUCUUAUAUUUUUUCGAUUCUCUCUCUACAGCAAUGAUGUACUAAUUAGCAGAAAGUAAAUCCAUUUUCAUUUUUUUUAAGUUUCGGAUAAGGGGGACGAGCCUAGAGUUAAGUGAAGAGUCCAAAAAUGGUCGCGCGCCUUUCCUGUUAAGCGGCACAGGGAAGCAAAUCAAUUCGAGAGGCAUCAAUGGAGUCGUUCUUCUGUACGCUAUGUCCUGCAAAGCUUCCUUCUCUCAAGUUCUAUUAUUCAAUGGCUGUCACUCCUCCUUCGUCUCUGACUUGCGCCUCCGUGAUGGAAUCUCCCUCACGGCGAAAAUCAGCCGCUCCGAGAAACCGCUCUUCGAAACCCAUCUCCCAGACGGCUUCCCCUCAAAUACCCACGACUCCAACCACCAGUAAUUCCGACUCCACCGCUCCCAUCUCCGCCGCGCCUCCCAAAAAGGUCCUUGUUCCCAUUGGAUUUGGCACUGAAGAAAUGGAAGCUGUGAUAUUAAUCGAUGUUCUGCGGCGAGCUGGUGCAAAGGUCACUGUUGCCUCAGUGGAACCGCAGCUAGAGAUUGAGGCUGCAGCUGGGAGUAAGCUAGUUGCUGACAUCUCCAUUUCUGAUUGUUCUGAUGAAACCUUUGAUCUCGUGGCUUUGCCGGUUAGUCGUUUCGUUUUACUUCCAAAUGAUGAACCUAGUUGUUUGCUUUCAAAUUUUGUUCAACUUGGAGGAAUGCCGGGCUCGGCUAGGUUGAGAGAUUGUGAAGUUCUGCGCCGAAUUACGAGCAAGCAGGCUGAUGAAGAGAGGUUAUAUGGUGCCAUAUGUGCAGCUCCAGCUGUCACCCUUCUUCCAUGGGGCCUCCUAAGAAAGAAGCAGAUCACAUGCCACCCAGCAUUCAUGGACAAGCUCCCCACCUUCUGGGCUGUUAAAUCAAAUCUUCAAGUUUCAGGAAAAGUUACUACGAGCCGCGGGCCUGGAACAUCUUUUCAGUUUGCUUUAUCCUUUGUGGAUCAGCUGUUUGGGGAGACAGUUGCCAAGGAAGUUGCAGAGAUGUUGUUGAUGGAUACAGGUGAUGAUAACUGCAGAAAGGAAGAGUUGAACCCCACAGAGUGGUCUUUUGAACAUAAUCCUCGUGUGCUAAUUCCAAUUGCUAAUGGCUCGGAAGAAAUUGAAGUAGUUACCAUUGUCGACAUUCUGAGGCGAGCCAAUGUGGAAGUUGUGGUUGCUUCAGUUGGAAAAUCUGUGCAAAUUUUGGGAUCACAAGGUACAAAAAUGGUUGCAGACAAGUUCAUUGACGAGGCUGCUGAAUUUGCCUAUGAUCUUAUAGUUCUCCCGGGUGGAAGUGCUGGAUCAGAUCGCCUUCAGAAAUCAAAAGUUCUAAAGAAGCUACUGCAGGAACAAGAUGCAGGUGGAAGAAUAUACGGAGCAGUUUGCUCCUCCCUAUUCGUUCUGCAGAAGCACUGUCUGCUAAAGGAUAAGAGAAUCGCUGCACAUCCUAGCAUUGGUAACAAGUUAACGAACGAAAUGGUGAAUAGCGCAAAGGUAGUCAUUGAUGGAAGGUUGAUUACCUGCAAGGGACUUGCUACUGUAAUGGAUUUCGCACUAGCUAUAGUGACGAAGUUGUUUGGUCAUGCUAGAGCAAGAAGUGUUGCUGAAGGCCUUGUGUUGGAGUAUAUUAGAACUUGAGAGAGAGAGAGAGAGAGAGAGAGAGAGAGAGAGAUUAUGCAAUUCAUGUUGAAGUUCAAACCAUAAUCUCAUAUACCAUAUGCGAACAAUCCUCCUAAUGAAAGGAAACACAAACAUGUCUACAAGUCCACAACAAUUAACAAAGAAUAUACAGACAACAGUGGACCGUAGCUUGCAUUGUUUUCUUAACUUAAUAAUAUGAAUUCCCUGUUCCUAAACUCCACUAGGACAGCAUUACUACCAAUUUUUGUAAUUUACAGGGCAAAACUCACAUCAUCUGCUCCCUACAAACGACGAUAGCUAAUCUACCCUAUAUAGGUUCAGUAAGUAUUCAUAUAAGCAUGCCCAGAGGUUGAAACGUCUCUCAAACGCGUACUUCUUCGGAAAUGUGUUGAUGUUGAUCCUACCAAGGCCCUGUCAGUGUUCUCCUCAAGCAUAACCUUUUUCCUCCCCAUGGAUGAUUCAUUUUCUCCAAGAA